GAAUCUGGAAGUGCUCUUUGACCUGUUGUCGCCUUCCCAUCGCAACGCCCCAACCACCGCUUCCAGUCCCGACAGAGGUUCAAAUUCCGCCCCCUUAAAAAGACGGACGGACGCUUGACGUCUUUCUGUUAUAGGUACGGAAUUCAUCACCUUUCCUACAACCCAUCUUCAUUCGCUCUUCGCGAUCCUAGAUAUUGACUUCUCUUCCUCAGCAGUAUUGGUCCGAGGCAUUCUGCUUUAUACUCCUCUUUUAUACUCGUUUUGGACCUGCUUGAUCGUUGUGCCCUCGAUUGGCCGUCGACCCAAUCCCAUCAUGUCUUUCGCAGACGAGAGUCAAAACUCCGCCCCUGAUAACGCCCCGGCGAGCAAACUCGGCGGCGCAAGGAAGGGCGCUGAACCGGGCCAGAAUGCUGCGAAGAGGUUGCAAACCGAGCUUAUGCAGCUCAUGACCUCGCCGGCCCCGGGUGUGUCCGCUUUCCCUUCCGCCGACGGCAACCUGCUCUCCUGGAGGGCGACCAUUGAAGGCCCCGAAGACACGCCCUACUCGGGGCUUACGUUUAAGCUCAGCUUCGAGUUUCCGUCAAAUUAUCCGUAUGCACCGCCUACCGUGCUCUUCCGGACACCCAUCUACCACCCCAACGUCGACUUCUCGGGCCGCAUCUGCCUCGACAUCCUGAAGGACAAGUGGACCGCGGCAUACAACAUCCAGACCGUGCUGCUGAGUCUACAAUCUCUGCUGGGAGAACCAAACAAUGCAUCUCCGCUGAACGGCGAGGCUGCCGAGCUUUGGGACAACGAUCCCACUCUCUUCAAGACCAAGGUUAUGGACCGUCACAAGGACGUUGAGGACGAUUGAACGGGGCGCGCCGGAUCAUGGGCUUGGCUUUCCUGGGUUGUCAUGGAGAACGGAGUUUGUUUCGAGGCUUUGCACCCCGCGGAGUAUUGGUGCCUGGUUAGGA
This is a messenger RNA of Chaetomium fimeti, 959 nucleotides long. Its product is annotated as ubiquitin-conjugating enzyme/RWD-like protein. The coding region runs from base 314 to 856 and encodes 180 amino acids. NCBI's taxonomy places the organism in Eukaryota, Fungi, Ascomycota, Sordariomycetes, Sordariales, Chaetomiaceae. The record is from RefSeq and is a predicted model, not a curated record. The transcript is spliced from 3 exons.